Cygnus atratus (black swan) is the source of this 1434-nucleotide messenger RNA. RefSeq names its product glutamic--pyruvic transaminase (gene GPT). The transcript has 11 exons. Gene Ontology annotation, molecular function: L-alanine:2-oxoglutarate transaminase activity; pyridoxal phosphate binding. NCBI's taxonomy places the organism in Eukaryota, Metazoa, Chordata, Aves, Anseriformes, Anatidae. Gene Ontology annotation, biological process: biosynthetic process. The record is from RefSeq and is a predicted model, not a curated record. Bases 22 to 1434 code for a protein of 470 amino acids.
CCGGUGCUGAGCGCCAGCAGCAUGAACCCCGCGGUGCGGCGCGUGGAGUACGCCGUGCGGGGCCCCAUCGUCACCCGCGCCCUGCAGCUGGAGCAGGAGCUGCGGCAGGGCGUCCCCAAGCCCUUCACCGAGGUGAUCAAGGCCAACAUCGGCGACGCCCACGCCAUGGGGCAGAAACCCAUCACCUUCCUCCGCCAGGUGGCGGCGCUGUGCGUGUGCCCCGAGCUCCUGCGCCACGACGCCUUCCCCGAGGACGCCAAGGCGAGGGCGCGGCGGCUGCUGGACGCCUGCGCGGGGCAGAGCGCCGGUGCCUACAGCGCCAGCCCCGGCAUCGAGGCCAUCCGCCAGGACGUGGCGCGGUUCCUGGAGCGCCGCGACGGCGUCCCCGCGCGUCCCCAGGACAUCUUCCUGGCCACCGGCGCCAGCGACGCCAUCGUGAGCAUCCUGAAGCUGCUGGUGGCCGGCGAGGGCGGUGCGCGCACGGGGGUGCUGGUGCCGGUGCCGCAGUACCCGCUGUACUCGGCGGCGCUGGCGGAGCUGGGCGCGGUGCAGCUGGGCUACCUGCUGGCCGAGGAGCGCACCUGGGCGCUGGACCCCGCCGAGCUGCGCCGCGUGCUGGACGAGGGCCGCCGCCGCUGCUGCCCCCGCGCCCUCUGCGUCAUCAACCCCGGCAACCCCACCGGGCAGGUGCAGAGCCGCGAGUGCAUCGAGGCCGUCAUCAAGUUUGCCUACGAGGAGCGUCUCUUCCUGCUGGCCGACGAGGUCUACCAGGAUAACGUGUACGCCGAGGGCGCCACCUUCCACUCCUUCAAGAAGGUGCUGGCCCAGCUGGGGCCGCCCUAUGCCAACACCGUGGAGCUCGCCUCCUUCCACUCCAUCUCCAAGGGCUUCGCCGGCGAGUGUGGGUUCCGUGGUGGGUACGUGGAGGUGGUGAACAUGGACCCCGAGGUGCAGCAGCAGCUGGCCAAGCUCGUGUCGGUGCGGCUCUGCCCCCCCGUGGCUGGGCAGAUCCUGCUGGAUGCCGUCGUCAACCCCCCGCAGCCAGGGGAGCCCUCGUAUGAGGGAUUCAUGGCGGAGAAGCAGGCCGUGCUGAGCGCUCUGGCGCAGAAGGCGAAGCUCACCCAGGAGAUUUUCAACCGCACGCCCGGCAUCCGCUGCAACCCGGUGCAGGGCGCCAUGUACGCCUUCCCCCGCAUUGAGCUGCCGCCCCGUGCCCUGCAGGCGGCACAGGCGCAGGGCCAGGCCCCCGACAUGUUCUUCUGCAUGCGGCUGUUGGAGGAAACCGGGAUCUGCGUGGUGCCCGGCUCCGGGUUCGGGCAGAAGGAGGGCACCUUCCACUUCAGGAUGACCAUCCUGCCGCCCGCAGACAAGCUGCAGGUCCUGCUGCAGAAGCUCAGCGCCUUCUACACCAAGUUCGUCAAGGAGUUCUCCUAA